Messenger RNA from Lobosporangium transversale, 645 nucleotides. RefSeq lists its product as hypothetical. The transcript has a single exon. NCBI's taxonomy places the organism in Eukaryota, Fungi, Mortierellomycota, Mortierellomycetes, Mortierellales, Mortierellaceae. The coding region runs from base 1 to 645 and encodes 214 amino acids. The record is from RefSeq and is a predicted model, not a curated record.
AUGAAGUUCGUUGCUGUCGCCUCUGCUGCCAUCUCAACUAUCCUCUUCGCCACCCCGUUGGCCGAAGCCCAUGUUACUGCCAACCCCUCAGCUGCUGUCUCAGGGUCCUACUUUCAGACUAGUUUUCGUGUCCCUCAUGGUUGUGAUGGUAAUGCUACAAACCUGGUCAUUGUCGAAAUCCCCAAGGGUGUUUCCUCAGUUAAGCCCCGCCCUCUCUAUCCUUGGAAUACUACCAUUUCCAUGGUACCUCUCGAUACCCCCAUCACCACACCUACGGGCACCAUCAAUACCACCGUUGGUUCUAUUACCUGGUCCAAUGGUCUAAUCCAAGAUAACAUGUACGAAGAUUUCGGAUUGCAGUUCAAGUUACCAACUCAGGAAGGCCCUCUCUACUGGAAGGUCUACCAGCAUUGCGUCAAUAACGAAUGGAACAACUGGACCAGCGUCCCUGACGCCAACGGAAAGACUGAUGGUUUCCCUGCAGCCGUUAUUACUCUUUCCAAUUCCACAACUACCACUGGCCCUGGAGGUGCUUCCCCUUCCGCUAGCAGCAAGCCUAGUGCUGCUGUCGCCGCCUUCCAGAGCUUGAACUUCGGCCGCGUCGCUCUUAUCAGCUCUGGUGCCUUCUUGGUCGCUCUUAUUUAA